AUGAUUGCUAGAAUUUUGAACAAAGUCAAAAGUUCGAAUAAGGUGUUGAAAGAGAUGAGAUCUAAUUUCUUUUCUUUAAAUCAAACAAUCACCUCGCAUUCAGUGUCAAUUAAGCAAUUAGAAGCUCAAAUGGGUCAAAUCUCAUCUCAUCUUAACCCAAGACCAAAGGGAGGUCUCCCAAGUGAUACCGUUGCUAAUCCUAAGAAUGACAACGCACAAUGCAUGGCUAUUAUGACAAGAAGUGGCAAAGUUGUUGGUAAGAAUAUACCAACUAAUGAAGCUACAAGUUCAUCCAAAGGGAAGACCAAAGUAUUCAGAAGUGAUGAGCUAGUCGACGAACUCAAUAAUGAUCUGUCCAACCAAGUGAAUGAUGCACCGAUGGAGAUUGAUUUUGGUAUGUCUUCCAAUUCCAACGAGGCUAUUAUCCUACUGAUGGUGUCUCCAAAGCUGCUUCCAAAAGUGAAACCUCCUUUCCCUCAACAUUUGAAAAAUAAAGAUGAGGAUAUCAAGUUUCAAAAGUUCCUCUCGAUGUUCAAGUCUCUCUCAAUAAAAUUACCUUUGAUUGAAGCACUAUUAGAGAUGCCUGGAAAUGCGAAGUUCAUGAAGAAGCUUGUGAUAAAAAAUCAUAAUAUGGACUUUAAAACUAUCAAAUUAUCUCACAGCUGUAGUGCAAUUAUGUCAAGCAACAUUGUGGUGAAAAAGGAUAAUCUUGGGGCGUUCACAAUUCCAUGCACUAUAGGGCUGUACAAAUUCACUAAGGCACUUUGUGAUUUGAGUGUAAGCAUAAAUUUGAUGGCCUAUGCCAUUUUUAAAUAG
Messenger RNA from Solanum dulcamara, 816 nucleotides. RefSeq lists its product as uncharacterized. Lineage: Eukaryota; Viridiplantae; Streptophyta; Magnoliopsida; Solanales; Solanaceae. The transcript has a single exon. The coding region runs from base 1 to 816 and encodes 271 amino acids. The record is from RefSeq and is a predicted model, not a curated record.